ACGACGAACAACAGGCAGGUUAUUAUGUUCAAAACGUUAUAGUGUGAAGUUAAACUUACAUUUUGGAAAUGUACUUCAGGGACUAAUGACAAAACAAAGUAAUUACGUUUACAGGUAGGUCUUUGUUUAAUUUCUUUUGAUUUACUUUUAUAAAAUCACUGGCUGAAAUUAUUUAACUAAUUAAGAAAACUUAUAACUCCGGUUCGGCAAAUCGAAAGGAGGAGGAUAGCAAAAAAGGAAAGCAAGCUGUCCGAAGAGUUUCCGUUUAAUUUAAUGACUAAUAUAUUUAGGCAGCAACAUUAAGUUUAGGAAAUAGCAACGUUUUUGAACGUGAUGAUUUCAACGAACAGGUUUUGCUGACAUGGACGCCUAGGUUUUUACUAACGAACACUCAACUGCCCAACCUAUUGAUAUGUUUACACCAAUUUCUUGGUCACCCAAAGUGUUUAUCUUUUAAAAAAGAAAAAGCCCAGGAGAGGAAACCUAAAAGUAUUCUGUUAAGUUUUUUUUACCACAAUCAGUAAAAUAUUGAUCCACUGAAAUGUAAUGUCAGUUGGUGGUACUUGCACCGUGAAAUUAAAUGUUGAAUUAAUAAGUUGUUUAUUCUUUCUGAUUGAGAAUUCACUAUUUGUAUCCUUUACUUGCUGCUUGUGCCGAAUUUGAUCAAAGAAACGUUCAACCCUUUUAAAUCCGUUGGAUCCUUCAGUUAAAAUAAUGAAGCAAAAAGGAAACUGGUCCCAUCACGUCACCGAUGAUUAAGGAACCACCGUUCAAGUUUUCCUGAUUUGAAACAAGCAUUCCGCCUGCAGUUUUCGUUACAGAGAAUUUGAUUAUUGAAGUGAGAGGAGAAGAUAUAGGAUCGAUGAUAAGGUAUAAAGCAAAAAAAUCCUGAAAGAACAAAACAAUUAUAAAUACACUUGCUUGCAGUGUCACUCACAGUGAGACUGAGUCAAAUCUUGAAUCAUAAGACCACGUAAUGAUAAUGACUACCUGUAUCUCCAUUAAAUAUAUAAUGAACUUAUCUCUGAAACAAAAUUCCUCGUUUUUUCAGGUAGCAAGUCCGUGGAAUUUUGUUUUGCAGUAUCAUAAGACAGCACAUUUAUUUCCGAAUAAAACAACUGAAGAAACAUGCUUAUUGAUGAAAAAGGAGGAUUAAACAAUACAGCUAACAGCACAGUCUUAAACAGAGACAGUUCUAAACCAUGUCUCCCCUCUUGGACUCUGGAUGCCGUCAACGACCCUUCUGUUUACAUCAGUGACACUUCAAUCAUCCUCGUUAACGUUCCAUCCGCAAUGUUCGCGGUGAUCGCUAACCUGGUUGUUAUAGUCACCAUAGUUCGCUCUCCUUCACUCCACCGUCCAGUUAACGUGUUGCUGUGUAGCCUGGCUGCCUCUGAUUUUCUAACCGGCCUAGUUGUUCAACCUGUCUACGUAGCAUGGCGCUUUCUGUUGCAUCACACUAAAGACCCUUGCAAAUUGGUUCAUCUUUACCAAGCCAGUAAAUCUCUUCCGUUUCUCCUUAUCGGUUGCACGUUCCUGCACUUGGCAAUAACAAGCGUCGAAAGGUUGUACGCUGUUUGGAAACCAAUUGCCUAUUCGGUAAAAGUAACACUGCGAGGUAUGUAUGUACAAUUGUGGUAGACCCCUGCCGACCGUUAGAACUCAGAUUACGUUUGCUUUGAGAGCUUCAAAGCAAAAGACCAUAAAUAAUCAGCCACCUAUGUUUCGUUUUGCUAUUAAGCCCGUUGUUUUUGUUGUAUUCCGAGUCAAGUUUCUAAUCUAUUUUUUUGGGCUGCGGAAUCGAAUUCGAAUUUGAUUACUGCUUAGACAACAAGGAUGGUCUCACAUUUCAUUCAUCUCUUCACAAAUGCCAAUUCCAAUGAUUCGCUUUUAGUUUUUCGAUCUGGUACAAAAAUACAAAGUCUUCCGGUUGUAGCUGCGUGUGAAAGCUUGCAAUUGGGUCUCUUAGUGGGCAAUAUUCAGCUCAACAGGUUGGUAGAAACAGAAUCUCUUUAUUAUCAAGCAAGUUAUUUCUUGUGAAAACUCGAAACAUGUUUAAUACAAUUAUCAUGCAACGGGGCCUUGAGGCCCCAUGACUCCGGCCUACGUUCUAGCCAAGUCAGGUUCCGCUUUCAAAUCACACAUUUUUAGUAGUAUCUGAAAGCUUUAAGUUUGCUUUAGAUUGCCGGGUCCAAUAAGAAAAAUAAUAAACAAAUAAAACAAAAAACAAAAAACAAAAAAGAAAGACUGAAGGAAUCUAUUUUUUCUGGUACAGAUGAGAUAAUAAUUAAUUUUAUCUACAAUUCUCGAUAGUUAAUAACUCUUAAAUUGUACAAAAAAUUAUAUUUCAGGAAUGACGAAGAUUGUGCUUUGCGCAUGGUUAAUCUGGUUCAUCUACGUAAUCCCUCUGGAAACCUCAGCCCAUGAGGAAGUUUAUCAACCACUGGAAAACAUCACAAUGAUUUUAUUGAUUGUUAUCCCCAUCGGCGGACACGUUUUGACAUUCUGCGCAAUUCGCUCUAACAACAAAAAGAUCAUUAAUGCUACCCACAACUCCCAACAAGCGAUCCUUUUUAGAAGAGAGAAAAAGGCUUUUACAGAUAUGACAUUGUACACAGUGGCGACGUUACUGUCCAUUCUUCCUAUUCUGCUGCUGCUUAAUGUGGAAAACAGCAUUGUUUCAGGGAAUAUUCUUUUUCCUUGGGCUUCAACGUUCACUCAUCUGAUAUCCAGUCUUAACCCUGUUAUUCAGAUUUACAGAAAUGCCGCUUUGAGGCAGGCACUAAAGAUGGCCCUGUAAAAGUUUUAUGCAUGGUCACGUUCAAUUUUACCUGUUAGCACCCAGGGGAAUUUUUGGAAUAAGUUCAGCUCUUCUGACCCAACGUUGGCGAAUUGUUUAAACGGUAUUGUUCAGGGAUUGGGGAAGAUCGAAAAGAACUUUCCUGGAUUUCGCGCAAUGGUUGACACACGUCCGCCUGCAGAUCAUUUGCG
Porites lobata is the source of this 2991-nucleotide messenger RNA. NCBI's taxonomy places the organism in Eukaryota, Metazoa, Cnidaria, Anthozoa, Scleractinia, Poritidae. The record is from the annotation of a GenBank genome assembly.